GAAGUCAAAAAACAUGUAUCGUCAUGGUCGCGCUUCCGUCCAAUUCAUGGUUCGGACUUCGAACAUUCUUGAGUUAGCAGAAAGCCAAGAACCCUCGAAAAACCGCCGCGUUGCCGUCGUAGCCGUCGCUGACAACGAAGAUGAUCUUCAAUCUUCAAAGUGAAACUAACUUCCCAAACAUUUCCCUCUCUCUCUCUGCAACUCCAUCCCCAAUCCGAUGGAAUCGCUGUUAGCUCGUUUCUUCUAAGAGAGAGAGAGAGAGAUGAUGGAUCCGUCAUUCCUGCUGAUGCUGUCAAACCUCCUCCAUCUCCAGAAUCACCUGGAUCCCAGUUCAUCUCUCCUCUCGGACUCAUACGCACCAAGCAGCAGUACCACCUCCUCCCCAACAGCAAUCCUCUCCUCCACCUCCGCCGCCCCUCUCCUCUUCUUCACCAUCGUCUCCGUUCUCUCCUACGCCGCAUCCCUCCGCUCCUCCUCCUCCUCCUCCUCCACUUCCUCUUCCUCUAAUAAUAACAACAAUAAUGACUCCUCUGCCGACCACAGUGUCUCCGCCUUCCGAGCCCUCACCUCAGAGCACAUUUGGAACAUGGAGGCACCUGUGCGUGACACCCAGUGGCGCUCCUCCUACGGCCUCUCCUACCCAGUCUUCACUACAGUGGUCGAAAAGCUCAAGCCCCACAUACUCCAAUCUAACCUCUCCCUCCCUGCCGAUUACGCCGUCGCCAUGGUCCUCUUUCGCCUUGCUCACGGCUACUCGGCCAAAACCCUAGCUUCCCGUUACUCCCUGGAGCCCUACCUCGUCUCCAAGAUCACCAACAUGGUCACCCGUCUCCUCGCCACAAAACUCUACCCGGAGUUCAUCAAGAUCCCGGUCAGCCGACGCCGGCUCCAUGAAACCACUCAGGCUUUCGAGGAGCUCACCUCUCUCCCCAACAUGUGUGGCGCCAUUGAUGGUAGCCCCAUCAAGCUUCACCGCCUCCCACCGGAUCAAGACCUCCAUGGCCACCCUUCCGCCUACCGAUGUCGUUAUGCCUACGAUGCUUUGCUUCUCCAGGUCGUCGCAGACCAUAAGAAAAUCUUCUGGGACGUUUGCGUCAAGGCACCUGGUGCCACCGACGAUGCCGCUCACUUCCGGGAAAGUCUUUUGUAUAAUCGGCUUACUUCUGCAGAUAUUGUGUGGGAUAAGGUCAUCAAAGUCCGUGGUCACCACAUUCAGCCAUACAUUGUUGGGGACUGGUGCUAUCCCUUGCUGUCAUUCCUGCUCGCGCCUUUCUCUUGGAAUGGCACCGGCACGCUGGCUCAGAACUCAUUCGAUAAUGCCCUCAUGAGGGGACGAUCCGUGGUGGUAGAAGCUAUUGGGCUUCUCAAGGGCAGGUGGCGUAUUCUGCAGAAUUUGAAUGUGGGGCUAAACCACGCACCUCAGACCAUUGUUGCUUGCUGCGUGUUGCAUAAUUUGUGUCAGAUUGCAAGGGAGCCCGAGCCGUCAAUGUGGAAGGACCCGGAGGAGUCUGGUCCUCCCGCUAGGGCGCUUGAGAGUGAGAAGUCGUUUUAUUGUUUCGGAGAAAGCUUGAGACAGGCAUUAGCAGAGGAGCUAAGGCAACGGUUUUCGUCGAGUUUCCAAUGGAGGGUGAACCACUUGUCAUAACCCAAAGAGGCCUUGGCUGACGGUUGGUAUUGAAAAUUUUACCAAACUAUAUUCGUGGAUUCAUUGCUCAAAUGGGUAAUUAUAUCCAGGUAUGCUGUUGACCAUAUGCAGACUUGGGUUGAUUAUUUCAUUCUCGUUACAAAUGUCAUUCGCAAUGCAGCAACUGUUACCAAGAAGGCUUAGUUGGCAGGUAUCGCCAUUAUAUGUUUGAGAAAAUAUUUGUGUGGAGUCAAAUUUCUUUUGAAGGGAUUUAAGUGCCAUUGUGCAAUGCAAGAUUGGCACCAGAGGGUAUGCUUUCAUGAGACGCUUGUAUUAACCUAUGGAUUUUAAGCUUCGUUGAACUGGAAAAGCACCUCUCUAAUAGUUGAUCCAAUGUUGAUUUUAAGCUUAGGGAUUUCCAACAAAACCAACGUAAUAUCGGGUAUGCACUGAACCCAUGGAUUGUUCACGCUCUUAUUCAGAAGAAAUUUGUUAGGAUUCAAGGAUGAGGAGCAAGAGACCUACCCCCAGCAGUAGGAUUGGGUCACUAGGGGGUGGAUCGAGGAGAUUCCUGCGAAUUUUCUUUGCACAAGGGGUCGUAGAUUCAACAUAAUAUACAUUACCUUUAAACAAGUCAUGCAGAAGAAGGUGAAGUGACUCUGAGGAUUGGAAAUUGAGAAAAUACUGAUGUCUUACAUCUUUUAGCAGUGAUUGAUGGAAGAUUAGCUCAUGAGAAAUGAUUCCUCUUGGGGAGAAAGCUUGAAUAGGAUAGUGGACAAGUUCAUCUCUUUUCUUUUUUCUCCUUUUACUUUUUCCUUGCUCCUUGCUUUAGGUAGAGAUU
Macadamia integrifolia is the source of this 2465-nucleotide messenger RNA. RefSeq names its product protein ALP1-like. The transcript has 2 exons. The record is from RefSeq and is a predicted model, not a curated record. The coding region runs from base 263 to 1645 and encodes 460 amino acids. Lineage: Eukaryota; Viridiplantae; Streptophyta; Magnoliopsida; Proteales; Proteaceae.